This is a messenger RNA of Bactrocera neohumeralis, 1453 nucleotides long. RefSeq lists its product as uncharacterized. The record is from RefSeq and is a predicted model, not a curated record. Bases 198 to 1316 code for a protein of 372 amino acids. The transcript has a single exon. NCBI's taxonomy places the organism in Eukaryota, Metazoa, Arthropoda, Insecta, Diptera, Tephritidae.
CCUUAUUCUUCUAAAUAAUGCAAAUGUCUUCUAAAUUUUAGUAUUGCGUUUUUUAUGCUGAAAGAUAGUCGCGUAAUGUAAAGCAAAAAAAAAAAUUAAAAUAAAUAAAAUUAAAAAAGUGCAACAAAAAAUUUGCAAAUUAAAAGUGAUCAUUUCUACUUACAAAAUCCAUAAACCCAUCUAGCUGCCACAACAAGAUGCAGGCCCAUCACGCCAUGCCCGAUUUCCGGUGCCGCAGCACCUGUACGCACAGGGAGUGCCAGCGCCACGCUUACCUCGGCAUCAUUAAUCAGGAGGAGCAGUGCAAAUGCUUGGGCGAAGUCAACGCUUCCUCAAUCUUUCUCGAGAAUGUCUUGGACUUGUCCAAUACGCUAGCGCAGAUCAUGAUUAUCUGCGGCAUACACGAAUGCAAGGCUAAAUCCACCGUCGACGUGGUCACCUACGCCUUUCUCCAUUACGAUCAGGUGUGCUACUGUAUGGACACAACGCCGAAGAAGCGUUUGCGCAAAGAAGACCUGUUCCAUGAGUUGGGCAAGCGGUGUUUGAUGAAUCGUGUCGAGGCACAUCUCGCUUAUACGAUUGUCAAGCGGGGCUUCAAAGCUUUCUACUACCAGCCGAAUGACGAGUUGCGUCUGAAAGAAGGGCGACCAUCUUUCUCAGAGGAAUGUGUGUAUGUGCAUGCCGCGCGAAAGACUGCCGAAAGCUAUGCACGCUACGAUGGCUUGUCGUGUGAGGAGCAACGCGGCUUUGAGGCGAAAAUUAAAGUGGCCUACAAGAAAUUCUACGAUCGCAUGUUGACGCGCCGCAACCAACCGGAAGGUGAAGAUUGCAACUGCUGUUUCUGUGCUAAGAAGCGUGGUCAUCUCAUCUACGGCAAGCAGCCACCACGCGAGGCACCCAAAAAGGAGCCGCAUCGCUGUCCGUAUUGCUGCCAGAAGAAGAAGAAGAAGUUUAUACAUGCCGGACGUGCCGGUGCGAAGUGUCCGAAAUGCCAUCGUGCAUUACGUUAUUGCGUCUGUCCGAAGUAUGAUUUCGAUCUGGAUUGGGUGAAGAGUAUUUGGUUCCGACCCGAUAUGGACUUGUACUACAAAGAGACUAUUGAAGAGCGUCCAAUCGCAAAGAGUGGUUGCGAACCCGACGAACCAGAGCCAGAGAUAAAGGGAUGCGAUUCGCAAGAGAUUCAGAAAGAAGAGGUGGAGGAAGAGGAUGAAGGCGAAGAAGGCGCUGAGGGCGCAGAGCCUAUGGGUGCGGCGGAUCAACCUGCUGCCGCAGACAUCGACAUGGCGGGAGAAGAGGAGGAGGAGGGUGAACAAUGAGAACACCAUAAUUAUUGGAGAUAAUAAAUGAGAGUCAUAAUAGCCGAUGAAUAUAAAGAUAAGAUGAAGUCACAAUAUAAGAAAAAGUACAGCUGAAAGAGCAUUAUUUUGGAUAUAAAAAAAUUAAUAAAAUAUUU